Mustela erminea (ermine) is the source of this 3946-nucleotide messenger RNA. RefSeq names its product WD repeat domain 45B (gene WDR45B). Gene Ontology annotation, biological process: nucleophagy; autophagy of mitochondrion; protein localization to phagophore assembly site. The transcript is spliced from 9 exons. Bases 119 to 1162 code for a protein of 347 amino acids. The record is from RefSeq and is a predicted model, not a curated record. Gene Ontology annotation, cellular component: phagophore assembly site membrane; cytosol; extrinsic component of membrane. Gene Ontology annotation, molecular function: protein binding; phosphatidylinositol-3,5-bisphosphate binding; phosphatidylinositol-3-phosphate binding. Lineage: Eukaryota; Metazoa; Chordata; Mammalia; Carnivora; Mustelidae.
CGCACGUCCGCCCCUCGCUUCCGGCGCGGCGGCCUCGGCCGGACAGACUGGACCCUAGCGUCCGGCCUCCCCGAGGGCAUGCGGCGCUGAGGAGCAGCGGACUCUUCGCGGCGGCACCAUGAACCUCCUGCCGUGUAACCCCCAUGGCAACGGGCUGCUCUAUGCCGGCUUCAACCAGGACCACGGAUGCUUUGCAUGUGGGAUGGAAAACGGAUUCCGAGUCUAUAACACCGACCCGCUAAAAGAAAAAGAGAAACAAGAAUUUCUGGAAGGCGGAGUUGGCCACGUUGAGAUGUUAUUUCGCUGCAACUAUUUAGCUCUAGUCGGUGGUGGGAAAAAGCCGAAGUACCCCCCUAACAAAGUGAUGAUCUGGGAUGACCUGAAGAAGAAGACUGUCAUCGAAAUAGAAUUUUCUACAGAAGUCAAAGCAGUGAAGCUGCGGCGAGAUCGAAUUGUGGUUGUUUUGGACUCCAUGAUUAAGGUGUUCACAUUCACACACAACCCCCAUCAGUUGCAUGUCUUUGAAACCUGCUAUAACCCUAAAGGCCUCUGCGUCCUGUGCCCCAACAGUAACAACUCCCUUCUGGCCUUCCCGGGCACACACACGGGCCAUGUGCAGCUCGUGGACCUGGCCAGUACCGAGAAGCCGCCGGUGGACAUUCCGGCCCACGAGGGCAUCCUGAGCUGUGUGGCUCUCAACCUGCAGGGAACAAGAAUUGCAACCGCAUCCGAGAAAGGGACCCUUAUAAGAAUAUUUGAUACUUCAUCAGGGCAUUUAAUCCAGGAGCUACGGAGAGGAUCUCAAGCAGCCAAUAUUUAUUGCAUUAACUUCAACCCGGACGCGUCCCUCAUUUGUGUGUCCAGUGACCACGGCACAGUGCACGUCUUUGCUGCCGAAGAUCCGAAAAGGAAUAAACAGUCCAGGCGUGUAACCCAGAGGACAGUCCUCAAGGACUCGGGCACCUGGAGUCUGAGGUCUGCUGGCAGCCCAGAGAGCCCUUCGCCACACCCCCAGAUGGCCGACACCAUGAUUCGGGGGGACAUCGGGCAGCCCCCCAGUGUGCUCUGGGGGGUGGGCCGAGGUGAGGAAAGCUCCAGCGAAAUUGCAGCCAUGCUGGCACCGCAGAUCGAGGUUCCUCUGGGACCGCAGCCAUGGCUGUGAGGGAACGGAGACGCGGAUGUCCCCUGAAGGCCUCUCUCCACGCUGAUGUCAGCUGGGUGUGUCUCAGUCCCACAGCCCCGGCCACUGGUGCCUGGUGCGUGGGGGCACGAGUCCGAGCCAGCGCCGGAGGCUGGGGCGUGGGCCGCUCCGCCUGUCUCCAGAGUCUCCAGGGGCCCUGGAUGGGGCACUGGCCUCCACAGAGGAAGCCAGAGCAGCAGUGCCCGCUGGGACGGGUCCCCACCGGCCUCUAGGUCAGUAUGGACAUCGCAUGGUACCCCACCUUCUCCAGGUGAAACUUUAGUUUUGUUAAUUUUGGUAAACUAGGUAAAAUACACAUCAGAUGGACCAUUUUGACCGUUUUGAGGAGCAGUUUAUGGUCUUAGGCACGUUCACUCCGUCACCUCCGCCUCCUGUGUCCUUCUCUCCCCAGAACAGAGGCCUCGUGCCCGAGAGCCGGCCUCGCCCCCCCUCCCCAGCCCCGUGGACUCGCCGGUUGUGGGCAUUUCCGAGAAAGGGAAUCACCACGUGGGACCUUGGCUUCCGUGGCUUUCUCUCAGCAGAGGGUUUCCAAGUUCAUGCACCCCGUAAACGCUCUGUUUUUGCUGCAGGGUCUCCAGGGGAAGGAGAGGCAGCAGGAAGCAUCCCGGCCGGCUGCCCGUGUCGGGGAGCGACCGGCCGCGCCGCCCCCGCCUCCAGCCGGCCCCUCACAGGGCAGCCGUUCGGUCCAGUCACGCCGCGGCCGCUGCCCAUUUGGGUGCGCACCGCGCUGGGAGCUGGGACAGACGCCUCCCCGCAGUCGGGGCGGCACGGCCCCUCCUCCUGCCCGUGCCCCCCAGCGCCCCCCGCGGCCGGGCACCCCCGCGCGGCCUGUCUGGACUCCGGGCUUCAGAACUGGUACAGGAUGGGUACCUCUUGUGGCUGCCGUGACCCGGCCACGACGAGAGGGACCUCGGAGUGAUUCUUGUACAGGUUUGGGGUCUGGACGUCUGGACUGGUGUCAGCGGGGCCGGCAGUUGUUGGCGGGAGGGUUGGGGCCGCUGUGGUCACACGGCUAUGUCCCCUGCACGCCGGCGGCCCUCCUCUCACAGGGGCCCGUGUCCCGGGGCAGAGCCCCUGCCUGCAAGGGGGGCCGCGGUCACAGGUCGGGGAGGGCAGGGCUUCGCGCGUCUGGGGGGACACGGCACGCAGCCCUCCGAGGCGGCCGGGUCGGGCUCACGCCUGUGCUGUGUGUCCCGAAGUCCGUUCCUGUGCCCUGAGAGUGUCGCUGGCUCGUGCCGCCUCCCCUGCCCCGGUCAGGGACCUCUGUCUCCAGAUGGCUGGGGACGCGACUGUGAAGGUUCAGGCAGAGGUUCUUGGGGAGCACAGUCCUUGUUUCUUCAGGGCGGUCAUCGGGUGGGGACGGUGGGGUCUCGAGGGCGCCCCCUACAGAGUGUUGCUGUUCCCAGGGCGCGGUGCCGCUCUGUGGGCCCAGGCGGGGAAGCUUUCUGCUGCCACAUUUGACGGGACGCGUUAGUGAUGUCACCUGGGCCUCACGUCGUCCCUGACCCAGGUGAACCCCCCACCACCAGGUGGACAGGUCUGCGGCCACCAACUGUCUGUCUCUGCUUUCAGGAUCGCUUCACCCCCCACCCCGUGCCCCUCGCGGACCCGAGCCCGCUGCCAUGCCCCUCGCCGCCCCCAGGGCCCCAGGCGGAGCCUGCGGUAGGGCUUCUCGCUUGCUCCCCCAACGUCUCCGGCCUUCGGAGCCCCCGAGGCGCCGUGAGCGCUGCUGCACUCGCCUCCGUGCACGCGUGAGCCCUUCCCGGCUCCGGCCCCGGGCGGGAUGGCGGGGUCCCAGGGUCAUGCUGCGCCUGCCUGCCUGAGGAGCUGCCAGACUUUUCCACGGCAGCGGCUCCGCCUCACGGCCCCGCCUGCGGGCCCUGGGGGUCCCCGUUCUCCAGACUCGCUGACGCUUGGGGUUUUCUGUUUCCUACCUGAAAGCCGCCUGCGUGCCUGGACCGGGGUUCGCGGUCCCUCAGCAAGCGGCCGUGCUGUGCCUUCGAAGAAAUGUCUGAACCAGUCCUUCGCGUAGCUUUCUUCCUUGUGGUAAAAUAUACAUAACAAAAUUUGCCAUUUUAACCAUUUUUGUGUACCGCUCGGUGACCAGUAUGUUCACAAGUGAGCGUGACGCGUCUCCAGAGCCGCUCGCUGUCACAGACCGAAACUGUGCCCAUUAAGCAGAGUCUCCAUUUCUCCCCCCCAAGCCCCUGGGAGCCGCCGCCCUCCGUCUGGGGGUCUGCCGCGCCGGGACCUCCGUGAGGAGAGCCACGCUGUGUGUCUCCUUCCGUGUCCGCGUGCUCAGUGCGUCCCCAAGGCCAGUCCCUGUCAGAGCAGGUGGCGGGACUGCGCUCGUGCAUUUGUAAAUUGGGUCGACUUUUUGUGGCGUUUUAAGAGUGCUUGGGUGAUGUGCCGGAUUCCAGAGCUUUACCGGAUACACGAUCGGUAAAUGUGUUCUCGCUCUGUCGGCUUUUCACGUCCUCAGUAGUGUUCUUUGGUGUAUAAGAGCUUUAUUUUUUAAAGAAGCAUAAUUGAUUUUUUCUUUUGCUGCUCAUACUUCAGGUGUCAAACCCAAGAAUCUGUUGCCAAAUCUGAGGUCACGAAUGUUUAUCCCUAUAUUUUCUAACAGUUCUGUAGUCUCAGCUGUUAGGCCACUGAUCCGUUUUCAAUUAACUUUUGUUUAUGAAAUGGGGUAAGUUCAGCCUUAUUCUUUUGCAUGUGGUUGUUUAUUUGGCUGUUUGUUUUGUA